This is a messenger RNA of Fopius arisanus, 1961 nucleotides long. Its product is annotated as myotrophin. Gene Ontology annotation, biological process: regulation of barbed-end actin filament capping. Gene Ontology annotation, cellular component: cytoplasm; nucleus. The transcript has 3 exons. Lineage: Eukaryota; Metazoa; Arthropoda; Insecta; Hymenoptera; Braconidae. Gene Ontology annotation, molecular function: protein binding. The record is from RefSeq and is a predicted model, not a curated record. Bases 214 to 585 code for a protein of 123 amino acids.
UGAUUGCUCGAACGGUCCGAAAAUCCCACGAAUUCUCCGCAAUCCUCUCCACCUCCUGUACUCUUCCGAUUCUUGGAGGAGACUGUCAAGUCCUCCCCGUCGUGUUCCACCCCAAAUCCCCACAAAUACCCACCCCCAUAACCACAUUAACCACAAAAAACUGGCUAAACCAUUGAAAUACUGUUUGAGACUCCGCAAGGUUAAAAACGUCAUAUGAAAAUGAGUGGAUUAGUCUGGGGAAUUAAGAAUGGCGACCUUGAUCAGGUUCGAGACAUUGUUGAAAACAAGAAUAUCGACGUGAAUCAGAUGAUUGACGGGAGGACACCACUGCAUUACGCAGCUGAUUAUGGACAGAACGAUGUCGUUAGGUAUUUAUUGGAUAAAGGUGCAGAUGCUAACGCAACUGACAAACAUGGAAUUACGACUCUACUAGCGGCAAUAUGGGAGGGUCACACCAAUUGUGUAAAACUGCUCCUGGAAAAAGGUGCCAAUCCAUAUGGUCUAACACCGGAUGGUGUGAGUUACCUGGAGGCUGCUGAAAAGGACGAGAUUAAGACUCUCCUACGUGCAAACGGCGUAGACUAGCGUAAAACCAAAGUAACGUGAGAGCGAGAGAAUGAAUGAGGGAAAAUGAUGAAAUAUUAUUUUGUUACUUUGAUAUGUUAACGUUUCUCGUAAGACAAAUCGCAGAUUAUUGGGAUUUUUAUUGACAGAUGGGGCUUAUUUCGAGUCUCACAAGCCUUCUAAUUGAUUUUCACUCGAAAUUUGAUUGGGAAAUUGGAGAAUUCUGUUGCCAAUAUGAAUAUAACCAAGCAGUUGGCCGUUCCUAACGGUAGAAGACAUAUAAUUGUUACUUCACAUGUUAUUUAUUGAUUUUUAAAUUUUCUUUUACCAUCAAUUUCAUUGAUGAGAAUGAAAUGAGAAUCUGGUAGACUCCAUUCCCCAUUCCCACGACUUAAGCACGAGUUUCAAUUUAUUUUGUAUCACGUAGUUUUAUAUUCAGAUUUCUUUUGAUGCGAAAAUACUGAAUGUCAACUUCACUGCAGUAACUUUCAUCGAUCAUCUUUCAAGAGUUUAAUGCUCCAGUAGAUAUUCUAGCUCCGAAAUUAUAGAGACACGGCCGAAUAUACUUUCUCACUAUCUCAGUACCGAAAUUUCCUCUGGAGAAACAUACUCGAGGAGAUGUUUAAUAACUAUAUUGCCAUCAAUUAGCUUCAACUCGAUUCCAGAAUCCAACAUUUACAAUUGUUGCAAUUGCAUUUUAUUUUCUAUUAAAAAAUUUAAUUGAAUCCAAUUUUAGUCCAAUUCAUGAUAGAGUUGACUCGUCUCCAAGAUGAUUAACGAUGUUUUGCCAAAUUUGUUUAUGUACUCACGAGUGUGAAUUUUUUAAGAGCGAUAAGAUAGUUCUUAAGUGUGUGAUCAAAUAUCUGUGAAAGUAUCCACUAGCAUUUUUCCUCAACUUAAUUUCUUUUUCGUGAAUAUUGUGUUGAGAUUAUUUAUGUGACUCGUGGUCAAUUGUCUGCACUUUUACCGAGUUUUAGUUUCUAUUCCAAGGAUUCAGGAAGUGAAUAGGUACUAAGAAGAUUCUUUCCCGCAUUUGAAUCUGAGAACCGUUCAAUGUCAAAACAAUAACUGCCUAGAAACAUGUUUUCAACGUUUCAUGUCCGUUACGUGGUACAAAUGGUAAAUGGCUCUAUAAUAGUAAAUAAGAGAUCGAACACCUACCUAGUGAAAUAAAGAGACGAGACGAAUAAAAUCCAAAACUGAAUCAUUUACUCAAUGACUUCACGACGAAUCAAAAAACUGAAAAAUUCAAUGCUGAAUCCACUCAAUCUUGUGCCUCGCUUCAUAAUUUUCUCGUCAAUAAAACUUAAACUCAAAAUUAGAAAGGUCAAAGGCAUGCAAUACUGGCGUUGUGAAUGAAUUAUCUUGUAUUUUAGUAAUAAAACAAAAAAAUCAUA